AUGUAUUUUUGGUCACUCCCCUGUUUCCUAUCAGCCUUGCUUUUCAGUGCGCUUCCGUCUAGAGGACAGCCAACCGAAUUAGUACAGAGAAACAUCAAUGCAAAUGCCUCUCACCAUCGAUUUAGUCAAUUGAACCUGGCAGGAACGCUGCUCAUGCCCUCUGAGGGAGCCCAAUACGUCAAUCAAGGUGGUGCGAUGGGCGAUAUUCAACUUGUUUACAACUGUCCAACAACUUUUCCUCAAAGCAAUAUCGGCGAGAGAACCCUGGCCAUCGAUGUAGUUUUAGUACCAAGGAGAGAGGAGGGAUUCAACCCUGGACCUUCGCGAGUAAUUCUAGCACGGGGUCUCAGAGCGAGAAAUGGCCUCAGCGGUGAAAAAAUUCAAGUCAAUUUCGUACCACCCAUCUCCACUUGUGGUGAUUAUCGCAUGAUAGUCACAGAAAGCCAAAUCUUUCAGAAUGCGGUCGUCCAAUUUUCAGCCGGGGCUCCAGCCGUUUCGGUUGCGUGUAGCCCUAUGGACGACUUUUAA
Molecule: messenger RNA, 528 nt
Organism: Puccinia triticina
Lineage: Eukaryota; Fungi; Basidiomycota; Pucciniomycetes; Pucciniales; Pucciniaceae
Exons: 6
Coding region: 1-528 (175 amino acids)
Source: RefSeq, a predicted model, not a curated record